AUGGAUGUGCGCGGUGUUGUUCUAUGUGAGGGAAACCUUGUUCUACCUCCUCUCCUUUCUGCUGUUCCAGGGGACACCAUCAUACGGCGACAUACUGUGGAGAUGGCUGAAUUUUACCGGGAUCUCUUGGCCAAGUCCCUGUUCGGGCGUUUGUUUAGCUUCUUGGUGAAUACCAUGAACUGCUGCCUCCACAGUCAAGAUGAGCACAGCAGCCCACAGACUUUGGAUAUUGGAAUAUUGGACAUCUUCGGUUUUGAGGAAUUUCAAAAGAAUGAAUUUGAACAACUUUGUGUCAACAUGACCAAUGAGAAGAUGCACCACUACAUCAAUGAAGUGCUUUUUCUACACGAGCAAACAGAAUGUGUACAAGAGGGAGUUACCAUGGAAACAACUUACUCUCCUGGUAACCAGACUGGAGUUUUGGAUUUUUUUUUCCAGAAGCCAUCUGGAUUUCUCUCUUUAUUGGAUGAAGAAAGUCAGAUGAUUUGGUCAAUGGAACCAAAUCUUCCCAAAAAGCUACAAAGUCUCCUCGAAUCGUCAAACACAAAUGCAGUCUAUUCCCCCAUGAAGGAUGGGAACGGGAACAUGGCGCUCAAAGACCAGGGCACGGCGUUCACUACCAUGCACUACGCAGGAAGGGUUAUGUAUGAAAUUGUUGGAGCAAUUGAAAAAAAUAAAGACACCCUCUCACAGAAUCUUCUAUUUGUAAUGAAAACUAGUGAAAAUGUCGUGAUCCAUCAUUUGUUCCAGUCGAAACUGUCACAGACGGGAUCCCUCGUGUCCUCCUAUCCUUCUUUUAAGUUCAGAGGACAGAAAUCAUCCCUGCUCAGUAAGAAAACGGCAGCUUCUUCAAUUAUUGGAGAAAACAGGAAUUAUCUAGAACUCAGUAAGUUAUUAAAGAAGAAAGGAACUUCUACAUUUCUUCAAAGAUUGGAACGGGGAGGUCCAGUCACCAUUGCAUCGCAACUCAGGAAAUCUCUAACGGAUAUUAUUGGAAAACUUCAGAAGCGCACUCCGCACUUUGUUCAUUGCAUCAAGCCCAAUAACUCAAGACUGCCAGAUACUUUUGAUAAUUUUUAUGUGUCUGCUCAGCUACAAUAUAUUGGGGUCCUGGACAUGGUGAAGAUCAUCCGGUAUGGAUACCCUGUUCGCCUCUCCUUCUCGGAUUUCCUGUCAAGUUGUCUUCCUCAGGAGCAGUGUGUCUGCACCAGCUCGCAUACCACUGUAGCUUUGGUAGAAGCUGCUUUGAUGGGAGUCCGAAAAGUGUUUCUAAAAUACUGGCACACUGACCAGCUCAAUGAUUUGUGCCUGCAGCAGCAGAGAAAAAUUAUCACCUGCCAAAAAGUUGUAAGAGGAUUUCUAGCACGCCAGCACUUGAUUCAGAAAAGGAGCAUCAGACAGCAAGAGGUCACGUCCAUCAACAGCUUCCUGCAGAUUACAGAGGACAUGGGGCUGAAGACCUACGAUGCCCUGGUCAUUCAGAACGCUUCUGACAUUGCCCGUGAAAAUGACCGGCUGCGGAAUGAAAUGAAUGCUACUUACCAUAAGGAGAAGGUGGAGGCCAGACACAAGCCAGAGGAAGGAACCAAAAG
Leptonychotes weddellii (Weddell seal) is the source of this 1592-nucleotide messenger RNA. NCBI's taxonomy places the organism in Eukaryota, Metazoa, Chordata, Mammalia, Carnivora, Phocidae. The record is from RefSeq and is a predicted model, not a curated record.